AUGUGGGCCCAGCAUGAUGGAUUCAAGCAAGUUGUUUCAGAAGCCUGGAAAUCUGAUAUAUUCAUCAACCCAAUGAUUCAUCUUCUUCUCAAGAUGGGGAGUACUGAAGAAGCGUUGAAACGUUGGAACUGGGAGACUUUUGGUAACAUUUUCGCCCAGAUUAAAGUUUCUUUUGCGAAGGUGGAAAAGCUCGAGCAGGAGGCAAUCGCCUCUCCUACCACCUCUAUCCUCUCCUCCCUUGACAAGGAAAGGUCCAAUCUGCAAUGCCUAAAAUUUCUGGAAGAGGUUUUCUGGAAACAAAAGUUCAGGAACAGAUGGCUCAAAGAAGGUGAUAGAAACUCUAAGUUCUUCCAUACUUUAGUAACAAACCGGAUCAGAAGAUCCCAUAUCAGUCAAGUUGUAUUACAGGAUGGGUCCAUUACUUCCGACCAGGCCCAAAAGAAAGCUGCAGCUUCUGACUUCUUCAAGCUUCUUUAUUCAGCUGAAGCCAUAACACCUAUAGCUGAUUCCUCCAUCAAGCUCCCUCCGUUGGUCUCCCUAGCCUACAACGACUUCCUCCUAACCCCUCCCAUCGUAGAAGAAGUGAAACUUGUUGUUUCUUCGCUGCCUGUGGACGGUACCCCUGGCCCCGACGGAUUUUCUAGAGUAUUCUUUUCAUCGUGCUGGAACAUUGUGGCAGAGGAUCUCUACCGUGUAGUUAAAUUCCUUUUCCAAGGAGGCUUAACACAAUCCUUCCCAACCUUAUUUCCGAUGAGCAAAUGGCAUUUGUCCAAGAUUGACCUAGAUCGUGUAAGCUGGCCUUUCCUCAAGGCCGUUCUCCUUAAGUUCGGUUUCAGCCGGUCGUGGAUCUCGAUUGUGGAGCAAUGCUGGACGUCACCUUGGUUCUUGGUGCUUUUCAAUGGCGAGGCUACGAGCUUCUUUAAUUCUGAAAGAGGGCUCCGCCAAGGAGACCCUCUUUCUCCUAGUCUCUUCAUCUUAGUGAUGGAUGUUCUCAAUCGGGGCUUACAUAAUCUGUUUUCAACUAACUUAUGCAAGUCCUAUAAGACUAGAAGAGGGAAUCUAACAAUUUCCCAUCUUUUGUUUGCGGAUGAUACUACGGUCUUCAUCAACGGUGGCAGCACCUCUCUAAAUAAUCUGAUGGCUUUCCUCCAGAAUUUCAACCGCGUGUCUGGCCUGAAGAUCAACCUUACCAAAAGUAGUUUUAUGGUGUCCUCGGCAAGGAGUAGAAUUUGGAGAACAGAAAGAUUGACGGGUAUCACAAGAGCGACAUCAAUUUUUUCCUAUCUCGGAGUGUCGUUAUCCAAAGGGAAAAUCUGGGCUACUACGUACCAGCCCCUGGUAAAGAGAAUUGUGUCCCGCAUCGCGGGUUGGAAGGCCCAUUUCCUUAAUCAGGCAGCCAGAGUUACCCUUAUCAAGCACGUCCUCUCCAGCAUCCCUAUACACACCCUAGCAGCGGUUGACAUCCUGAAUAAAACCCUUACGGCCCUUGAGUUUGCAUUUGCUGACUUCUUCUGGGGGCGGUCAAAUGGAAAGAAAAACCUCCACAGGGUGAGCUAG
Messenger RNA from Magnolia sinica, 1557 nucleotides. RefSeq lists its product as uncharacterized. The coding region runs from base 1 to 1557 and encodes 518 amino acids. Lineage: Eukaryota; Viridiplantae; Streptophyta; Magnoliopsida; Magnoliales; Magnoliaceae. The record is from RefSeq and is a predicted model, not a curated record. The transcript has 3 exons.